AUCGACCUACAUUGUCUUAAAGGGCGUGGUUUUCUGGGAGGGAGGGGCUAAACGCCUCAAUUUAUAAUUAGAAUGGAAGAUUGGGAAGAAAAAGAAGAAAGAUUGUCGGAGACACAAGAAGACUGUCUAAAAGAUGAAUCAAGAACUUCCUCUGUAACAGUUGAAAAAGGAAAACCUGUCACUGCUGAUAAAUCUAUUACGCUGGUUGUCCAAGAUCAUCAGAUUUCCGCAGACCGGACAUGCCUAGCUACAGUAUCCAACUUUUUCAAGGCAUUGUUUGCGCACAGAUUCCGAGAUUCCCUUGAACCAGUUCUUCUUCUAGACUCUUCAGGAGAAAUGGGUCUAACCGCCGAGGCGGUCAAGGUCCUGGCUUUGUACUCCGAGACUAAACAGUUGAAUAUUUGUACAAGUACAGCAGUACAGAUAUUCAUUGCUGCAGAUGCAUUAGAUGUACAGUUGGUACGACAUGAUGCAGAACUGUUCCUAGGUCAAGUUUUUCUCCAUAAGGAGAACUUCACAACAUUAUGGAAAAUGUCCAGACAAUUUUACAUGAAGAUUCUAGAAUCCUUUCUCGACAAUCUCAUUCUAGAGAACUUUGGCUGGUUCAGUAUAAGUGGAACCUGUUCUCUAAAUCUCUACCUCAAACAAUGGAAUCUAGAUAAACUCGGUUCAGCUCUUCUUAACUCAAGAUUUAGGCAUUGUUCAGAGGAGCAAAUAUUUCAAGCAGUUGUAAGUUAUUGCAGAUCUUUGAGUGGAGGUAGUAGUCAGGGUUUAGAUAUUCUAGCUCCAGGAUUAUACAAGUCCUGUAGUUCAUAUCUCAGAUUUUUGAACUCUGUCCCUCGGACCCUCAGCUAUACACCUGGGUUCAGAUCUAGCUAACAAAUAAAUCAAUCAAUCAAUUAGAUUUAGAAAUCCGCCAAGAGUUCUGCGUACACACUGCAAGUCCUUAUUAUCAAAAUCGGAUAUAACCCAGUGAGAAAUAAGUGAAAACAUCUUGGAUUUGAACAAAAUAAAUAUGUAUCAAAUAUUCAUAUUUUUGUGAUUAAAAGAAAAGGGGAAAGGGGCCAAAAUAAAAUUAUAUUUUUUUUUGUAGAUUUAUAAGAUUCAAAGUGCCUUAUUAGUCAUUGUCCUUUAUCUCUUCUUCCAUAUUUAUUGUAAUUGUAAAUAUUGGUGAAAUUGAAAGCGCGUUUUUAAAACUAUUAAAUAAAAAUAAGAUGUAGAAACAGAAAGUGUCGCUAAAAAAUCAAUUCUUAAGUGUGUUUUAUAUCUUCCAUUGUGUCACCCUGAUAAUUUCUGAAAAUGUUGGAGAAUUGAACAAAUUUUGAGUUGUACUACACAAUAAGCAUAAAUAUUGAACUACACAUCAAUUUGGGUAGUACUACACAUCAUUUUUUGUACUUUGCAAAAUUUAAAUAUUUAUUUAUGAUUUAAAGAUUAAUAUAUUUAUUACUGCUUUA
Molecule: messenger RNA, 1457 nt
Organism: Eurytemora carolleeae
Lineage: Eukaryota; Metazoa; Arthropoda; Copepoda; Calanoida; Temoridae
Product: kelch-like protein 15
Exons: 10
Coding region: 73-879 (268 amino acids)
Molecular function (GO): protein binding
Source: RefSeq, a predicted model, not a curated record